GGGGCGGCGCCGAGGCGAAGGCUAAGAUGGCGGCGGUGGUGCGGCUCCAGAGCGACUGGGACCAGGUGCUGAGGAAGAAUGAGCAGGAGGCAUGGCUGAGCUGCAGGAGCCCAGGAAAAUCUACUCUGUAUGGGAACCUGACUUGUCAGGGGGUGAGCUUAGAUGGAAUUCCUGAAAUCACAGCCUCUGAAGGAUUUGUCGUCAGUGAAAUAACAAAGAAAAGUCUGCUUGUUUCUUGCCCUCGUGAAAAUGCCUCCACCAAAUUCCUGGCACCCUACACUACAUUCUGUAGAAUCCAUCAAAAAAGUAUCACAUGCCUUGACAUUUCUAGUGGUGGCGGGCUUGGCGUAUCUACCAGUGCUGAUGGGACAAUGAAAAUUUGGCAGGCUGCCAACGGAGAAAUAAGAAGACGUUUGGAAGGCCACGUGUAUGAUGUGAAUUGUUGCAGAUUUUUCCCCUCCGGCCUUGUGGUCCUGAGCGGGGGAAUGGAUGCCCAGCUAAAGAUCUGGUCUGCAGAAGAUGCCAGCUGUGUGGUGACAUUUCAAGGCCACAAAGCAGGUAUCCUGGACGCAGCCAUAGUGGAUCGCGGACGCAACGUGGUCUCCAGCUCUCGGGAUGGGACUGCGCGCCUCUGGGAUUGCGGGAAAUCUGCUUGCCUGGGGGUUGUGGCGGAUUGUGGCUCUGCUGUCAAUGGUGUCGCUGUGGGUGAAGCUGACAACUCCUUAAAUUUGGGUUCACCGGAAAAAAUACCUAGUGAGCGUGAAAUCGGAACAGAAGGGAAACUCUUGUUGUUGGCUCGAGAAGACAAAAAGUUACAAGCUGUGGGGCUGCAAAGCAGGCAGCCGGUCUUUCUCUUUGUUGGCUCUGAUGCAUUUAACUGCUGUACGUUCCUCUCCAGCAUCUACGUCCUGGGAGGGGCGCAAGAUGGAAAUAUCUACCAGCUGGAUGUGAGAAAUACCAAGGCUCCAGUUAGAAUUGUUCAUCGAUCAGGAGCGCCAGUGCUUUCCCUGUUACCGUACAAAGAUGGAUUUAUUGCCAGCCAAGGUGAUGGAACCUGUUUCAUUAUGCAGCAAGACCUUGACCAUGUCGUCGAGCUUACUGGACCCGACUGUGACCCUGUAUAUAAGGUGGCUACGUGGGAAAGGCAGAUAUAUACAUGUUGCAGAGAUGGGAUAGUGAGGAGAUACCAGCUUUCAGACCUCUGACUUGACUGAAGCUAUGGACACUGCGCUAUGAAUGCUGGACAUAUUUCAGGGAUUAUUUUAAGAAACACCACUUUGAAACAAGACAGAGCAGUGCCGUGUUUCCAGGACUUUGUACAAUAACAGGAACGGAGUGUACACGUGGGCGUUGCAAGGACCACAUGAAGACAUCAUUGAAGAUGAAUCUUUCUGCUGAGGGAUGUAAUCAGAACAGCUUUACGCUAUUUCCCCACACUGAGCAGCACAGCAAGUUUGUUUGGAUUAAGGCCCAUUUUGUAUUUGCAAAUGUGUUUUUGAUAUCCCUUCUGUGGCUGGUGGUUGUUUCUAAGAGGGAAAAGGGCCUGAUGGGUACAGGGAAAAUCCACGCCAGCAGACUUCAAUAAAGGGAUGUGUUUUGGUAACCUUCUGCACAGGCCUUUCUGUGUCUUAAGUGGUGCUAAAAACUACAGUGACCUUCUGUUUUCAUCUCAUGCCUUCCUCACAGAAUGAACGCUCUGUGGGAGGCUUCACGCUGCCCACCAGUUGUAAGUUUCCAUCUAAAAUAAAAUUGCUUUGAUCUCAA
Messenger RNA from Elgaria multicarinata webbii, 1764 nucleotides. RefSeq names its product proteasomal ATPase associated factor 1 (gene PAAF1). The transcript has 12 exons. Gene Ontology annotation, molecular function: protein binding. The record is from RefSeq and is a predicted model, not a curated record. The coding region runs from base 27 to 1205 and encodes 392 amino acids. NCBI's taxonomy places the organism in Eukaryota, Metazoa, Chordata, Lepidosauria, Squamata, Anguidae.